AUUCAAUUGGGUAAGCAUGGGCAAAUGACAAUGACUUAGAACUGAAAAAUGGGGACUUUCUCAUCCAUAACACCCAACAUUUUCCUUUGUUAUUAAUGACCCUUUGCCUUUGGGGAAGUAGGCUGUUGCAACCUUUUAUUAUUGCUUUUCCAACCAUCCCAACUCUUAAUUAUUGAAAAGUUUAGAUCUUUCACUUUUUUUUCAUAUUCUUGCAUGUUCAACAACACACUUUACACACUUUUGGGUUGGAUUAGGGAUUAGGGUUCUUAAUUUUCUCACCUGUGAAAUUAAUGUAGUUCUCAUACUUUAGGAAAAAUGCAAUUGGGUUUUUGUUAUUAUGGUUGUUUUGACUUGGAGGAUAGAAAAAGGUUUGAACUUUUUUUUCGGAUUACAGGGUAGACUGAGAGGAUGAGAGCGCUAGGUCAAAAUCGAACCCAAUAUCGAUUGAGACAGAUCGAAUUUUGAAAAGGUUUGAACUUUGAAAUUCUGCUUUAAUUAUUAUAUUAGUUUUAGUAUAGUAAGAGAUUGUUUAAUGUUUUGGAAGAUAUAUAUGGGUAGAUGAACAACCUAAUGAAAAAAAGAAGGAACUAGUUGGGAUGCUUGUUGUUUAUAUGAUCUGUUAUCCUGAUUUCAUAUCUUCCAGUAGCUAAAUAUUUUCAACCUCUUCAAUAUAGAAUUACAUAUAUAUAUAUAUAUAUAUAUAUAUAUAUAUAUAUAUAUAUAUAUUAUGUUAUUUCUCUAGGUGGGUGUAUGUUUCAGACUUUCAGCAGUAAAAAUUAGAUAAACAUAAUUAGUUAUGAUUUAGGUAAGAAAAUCCACCAAUCAAGAUUUUGUAUUGGGAAGUUGGGUUUCUCUCAUACUAUUUUGGGAUACUGAGUUGAAUUUGGUGUAAUAGGAACAGAAUAACAAUACUAUUAUUAGAAUUUGAGGUGGGUUUAAGGAAAUGUUUACUAGUAGGCUAGAUUAGAAUAUUGCAGAUAACCUGUUUGAUAAAAAUCAGAUUUUGGGAUAGUAUAAAUUAGGGUUUGUUAUAUCAGAUUUUGGUUGGUUGAUUGAUAUAGUAGAGAUGGUUGGAAGUAUUGAAGCCAUGAAUUAUAGUUUGUAUAAUAAUGGAUCAAUUCACCAUCAGACAGGCAAUGAGGAGAAGCUCGAGGAUCUUAGAAGGUUAUUGGGAAAGGCGGAUGGUGAUCCCUUAAGAAUCGUAAGUGUGGGGGCUGGUGCUUGGGGUAGUGUAUUUGCAGCUUUGUUGCAAGAUAGUUAUGGUCGAUAUCGUGAUAAGGUUCAAAUUAGGGUAUGGAGACGGUCUGGACGAGCAGUUGAUAGAGCAACGGCUGAGCAUUUGUUUGAUGUGAUUAACUCGAGAGAGGAUGUGUUACGGAGAUUGAUAAGGCGAUGUGCGUAUUUGAAGUAUGUUGAAGCACGGUUAGGUGAUCGAACGCUUUACGCAGAUGAGAUAUUAAGGGAUGGAUUUUGCUUAAACAUGAUUGAUACACCACUUUGUCCUAUGAAGGUUGUGACAAACUUGCAGGAAGCUGUUUGGGAUGCUGAUAUCAUUGUGAACGGAUUGCCCUCGACUGAAACUCGGGAGGUGUUUGAAGAGAUCAGUAUGUAUUGGAAGGAGAGGCUUACCGUUCCCAUAAUCAUCUCUUUGUCGAAGGGUAUUGAGGCGGCAUUGCAUCCCGUUCCCCAUAUUAUUACUCCGACUCAGAUGAUUCAUCGAGCAUCUGGGGUACCAACGGAGAAUAUCCUUUACCUAGGAGGUCCGAAUAUUGCCUCUGAAAUCUAUAACAAGGAAUACGCGAAUGCGCGUAUAUGUGGAGCGGAGAAGUGGAGAAAACCUCUAGCAAAGUUUCUAAGGCAACCCCAUUUCAUUGUGUGGGAUAACAGUGACCUUGUCACUCAUGAAGUCAUGGGAGGUCUCAAAAACGUCUAUGCUAUUGGUGCCGGAAUGGUAGCUGCCCUAACCAAUGAAAGUGCUACUAGCAAAUCAGUGUAUUUUGCUCACUGUACAUCAGAGAUGAUAUUCAUUACUCAUCUAUUGGCUGAAGAUCCCGAGAAGCUGGCUGGACCGUUGCUGGCAGACACAUAUGUGACGUUACUGAAAGGGCGUAAUGCAUGGUACGGACAAAUGCUGGCUAAGGGUGGUUUGAGCCUGGACAUGGGUGAUAGCAUCACUGGCAAGGGAAUGAUUCAGGGUGUCUCGGCAGUUGGAGCAUUCUAUGAGCUCCUGAGUCAAUCGUCUUUGAAUGUGUCGCGUCAUGGAGAAAGCAAGCCGGUUGCGCCUGUUGAACUAUGCCCAAUCCUUAAAACAUUAUACAAGAUACUCAUCAAGAGGGAACAAUCGUCCGAAGACAUUCUCCAAGCAUUGAGGGAUGAGAACAUGAAUGAUCCACGAGAUCGAAUCGAAAUAGCACAAUCCCAUGCUUUCUACAUGCCUUCACUCCUGGGGAAGUCUAUCGAAUCAAGAUAAUUCUAUUCCACAUCGUAAUGGCAGAACCAAGGAUGCAUUUUACGAACAUGUCAUACCGAACAAUCCUUAUUUCUUAAUGUUAAUGAUGUAUUGUACUCUGGAAAAUCAAUAGUAAAUCACUAAAUCUAUUUGCAUUAAACUAUCAGUUUUCUGCUCCCUGUCCCUUUUGUUGCUGUUUGAAGACCAGAUAGUAACCUGUAAUUUGUAGCUGUAAUAUAGUAGUUUAGCCGAGGACGGAAAUUACGAUACACAGUCGCCUCAGCUUUAAGACUUAAGAUUUCCCAUCUGUAUCGCGACUGAGGACUCGUGCCAGGACUGCCAUAAAUCGAGUUUAAAGCAGCCUAAUGAUGAAUUAUUGUAAAUUUUGAGCAUAACUCCAAAAACAUAAAUAAUGUAUAUUUGUAUUUCCAAGAUAUUCAAGUCUACGACCUUCUAUACUAAGCAUUUUAGUGAUAGAAAUAUUGAAAAGGUUGCUACAAGCAUGCUUAUUUCCGGAUCCUGUAUUCCUUUG
Molecule: messenger RNA, 2981 nt
Organism: Amaranthus tricolor (Joseph's coat)
Lineage: Eukaryota; Viridiplantae; Streptophyta; Magnoliopsida; Caryophyllales; Amaranthaceae
Product: glycerol-3-phosphate dehydrogenase [NAD(+)] GPDHC1, cytosolic
Exons: 5
Coding region: 1067-2470 (467 amino acids)
Biological process (GO): glycerol-3-phosphate catabolic process; carbohydrate metabolic process
Cellular component (GO): cytosol; glycerol-3-phosphate dehydrogenase (FAD) complex
Molecular function (GO): NAD binding; glycerol-3-phosphate dehydrogenase [NAD(P)+] activity
Source: RefSeq, a predicted model, not a curated record